Molecule: messenger RNA, 2870 nt
Organism: Fimicolochytrium jonesii
Lineage: Eukaryota; Fungi; Chytridiomycota; Chytridiomycetes; Spizellomycetales; Powellomycetaceae
Exons: 2
Coding region: 120-2549 (809 amino acids)
Source: RefSeq, a predicted model, not a curated record
CGGCGUCUUCCAAAUUCCCCAGAUUCCCAACCUGCGGGCAACUCCCCAAGGUAUCAACAUCAUCUCAUCAAAGGAAUAGUAGGAAUACAGGCUCAUUGUCUGCCACCUCUUGGUUCAAUAUGGGACGUCUUCCGGCCUUCAUAGCCGAUAGUUACAAGCGCUACAAGUCGGACACAAACAGGCUCGUCAAAUGGCUCGUGGUCAACUCCAGAAAACUCGGACUUGUCGUAAAGGCAAAGGCCGCCGCAAAGCCAGCUCGUCUCAAAGGCCGGGACCGGAAGCUAGCCCGCGAAUCUGGCACUCAGAAACCCUCCACUGGUGAAGCACGUCCGUGCAUCUUGACCGUGGAUCAGAUCUCGGAUAUGGCCAAGCUCAUCGCCGAUGCCAAAGUCGCAGUUCCCGCCUCUGUACUCGUGGUGGCUCGCCGCGCCAUCAAGGUGCGCAAAAGCUGUGCGCAAUGGUUCAGCCGAGCCGGGAGAAGCACCAAGAAGCUGGAGAAAGAUGGGGGUCACUGGCACUUUAUCGAGGUGCUGGAAACGGUUCUUUCGCUCUUACUGCCGUUGAAAGCGAAUGAUGCGGUACCAUCGAAAGUCAACGAAACCGCCGAUGUUCCUCUGAACUCAUUCCGGCACGAUGAUAUGGAGCUCAGCCAGGCUAUCGACACGGAGAAUAAAUUCGCUGCUUUGGAUAUGGAGGACGUCAAUGACGAUUUCGACGCGUCUCAGGUUGAGGUCGAUGAGGCCACCAUGGCCGAUAAAGAGACAUACGAGGUGGAAAAUGAAGACGACAGCGGAGAACUUCUCUUUGCCAUUUUCAGCCUGUUCCAGGACUUGCACAAUAUUCGGGAGUUUUUGCAACAGACUUGGGCCGAGUUCCGAGAUGGCACGAUUGAUUUGAUAUCCGCCUCCGUCACUACCAACACGGCGAUUGACUUGGUGCGUGAUAUCCAGGAUGAUAUAUCCAAGUUCCAUCCUGAAGUCACCGAUUACGAUAUGGCGUCGAAGCUCUUCUACUUAUAUGCCUGCAUGUCUCGCGGAGAAGACCCGACCAAUAUAAAACAUCGGGAGGACAUCGUGAAUCUCCAAAUGAUCGAUGUGGCAGAGUUCCUGUACAUGCCCAUACACUCGAACUUGGAAUCCCUCGCCCAAGUCAUCCAGCCUAAUCAGUUCCCCUGGUAUAACGGCCAGUUUGGCAAGUACAACCCGCUUGCCAAGAGAGAGGGUUACAAUCAUCGAGAGCGGCUGUGGGAGGAUCGACUUAUCCUGAUGGAAGCCAUGCCGGAGUUGGUCUUGUACGCCCGCUUCAAUGUAGAUGACCCCUUAAAGGAUGAAUUCACAAAGGAGUUCGGGGAGUUUGCACGAACCAAGAAAAUUCCCUUGGUCUUGGUGUUCGCCACCCAGAUUUUCAUCGACAUCCACCAUAUCCUCCGCGAGCGUGCCGGCCUCGGCGCGACGCUGCUUCGUCUGGCUGGAUCCCGCGUCGAGGACUCUCUGAAGAAAAGCUCUGCCGAGACUCCCGCAAAUCAUCCGAGAAUAUGGCCUAAAGAUCACGAGGAUGGCGUCAAACACUUUCAGAGUUGGAUCAAUGUCUGGAUAAUCAACGACCGACUGAAAACUGAAACGCAAAGAUUGAUUUCCCCUUUGGGAAUCGAAGCGGAAAUGCGCCCCUUUUCCCUGUAUAAUAGGCAUCCAAUGUUGUGUGGCCUGAUACUCUUCAAAUUGCAACUCCAUGCCCAGCACCUAGGGAUGGUCCUGGCCAGCGCCUGGGGCAGCAUCAUUUACACCGCGCACCUUUACGAAGCCUGCAAGUACUCUCACACCCUGAACGGCAAAGAAUGGAAAGACAUGGAAUUUGUCAUGGCCGCGAACGGGAAAGAGCGCAUGUUCAAAGGCCGCGUCCCCACAAACCCGACCGAAUCGCUCAAGAGCUUCAACUACAUGGUCGGCUGGUCACCAUUGGGGAUCGCGGGGACGGACCGGUCGGCGCAAAUCCGCAAACGCGGGCCUCUCAAGGGAUCCGCAAAAGGUCCCACGGGCUUGGAGGAGAAUUCCCCCAUCUCGAUCCUGUUCCGCGACCGGAUCUGCUACAACAAGGAAAGCGUUUUUACUGUCGAGGCGGUGGACCGGCUGCUCCGCGAGUCGAUCAAGACGACGCUGCCGUAUAACUUCCAGCGUAGCUGGAGCCAGGCGCAGAAGAUGACGCCCUUGCAAUUACUCGUGACCCUUCGAGCCGGUCUCUUCGAGGAAAAGCAUAAGCUUCGCUUUGACUAUAUCCGCAUGCAUACCCGCUGUCAGGCAGUGCUACGGCAGCUUCAUGAAGAGCUUGACCCUAUUUUCACGGAAUGUUUUGGAUCUACGUAUAUGGAGAAUGAGGGACAGUUGGCGUGGAUUGCUGGGUGGGUGUUUUUAUUGCUUGCUGAAUCGGAUGCGGUGCGUGGCAAGACGACCGGAGUGGGGAGAGAGAGGAUUAUGGCCAUUUGCGGGGAGGUGAUGGAGAAAAUGACUGACGUUGAAGGUGACUAUGAAUGUAAAGCUUUAGCUAGAUGUUAGUUCUUGUUGAGUAGAGUACCUGCAGGGUAGAUGAAAUAGAGCUGCCGGUGUAUGAAUUCGCGUUCCUGCGUCGCACCUGCGACCACACACAUCAAAAUCGACGCCCUGGUGGCUACCUCCGCUCCAGCCACUUUCGAAAUGGAAAGUCACGAAAUAAGGCCUAAUCGACAGCAAGAGUGUAUGUUUUGUAUACAUUGCACAGCGGGGUUCACGCGAUUGUAAUAGGUGAAUCUAUGUAGGGAAGGCGGGCUGAUUCUACGCUAGGUACUGUAGUAGGAGCGAGGCCAGGGUUCAGGGGCGGCCACCGCGGUGAAAGGAUGA